This is a messenger RNA of Sclerotinia borealis F-4128, 210 nucleotides long. NCBI's taxonomy places the organism in Eukaryota, Fungi, Ascomycota, Leotiomycetes, Helotiales, Sclerotiniaceae. The record is from the annotation of a GenBank genome assembly.
AUGUUGAGAAAGGAGUUUCGCAAGGGAGAUCCAGCAUCAUUCGAUCAAGUGCGAAUUGACAAUACUAUCAAUUUUUUGAAAUCUGCAGCCAAAGAGACUGGUCUUGAGCAUAAAUUAGUAAAGAACCUUUUGCGGGCAACUCAAGGAAAGGAAUCCUACGCAACAACACUUGAGGCAAAAUACUAUGACACAUUACGACAAAACUCUUGA